AUGAGGAACCCACCACCACAUAUGAGGAACCCACCACCACAUAUGAAGAACUCACCACCACAUAUGAAGAAUCCACCUUAUACGAUCCAUGUUCAUCAUCAAUUUGGGGAUCAUCUGCAGCAACCACGCAAGCUUCCACAACCGUCGAAGAACCCACAUUAUAUGACCCAUGUUUAUCCACAGGCACUUCGACAAUGUGGGCAACAUCUGCAGCGACCAGUAAGACAGUCCUUGUUCAUUUUAACUACGAAAAGACAAUGU
Messenger RNA from Ostertagia ostertagi, 261 nucleotides. Lineage: Eukaryota; Metazoa; Nematoda; Chromadorea; Rhabditida; Trichostrongylidae. The record is from the annotation of a GenBank genome assembly.